Messenger RNA from Ailuropoda melanoleuca (giant panda), 1588 nucleotides. It is a transcript of the gene CAMKMT, whose product is annotated as calmodulin-lysine N-methyltransferase. NCBI's taxonomy places the organism in Eukaryota, Metazoa, Chordata, Mammalia, Carnivora, Ursidae. Bases 142 to 1113 code for a protein of 323 amino acids. Gene Ontology annotation, molecular function: calmodulin-lysine N-methyltransferase activity. The transcript has 11 exons. The record is from RefSeq and is a predicted model, not a curated record. Gene Ontology annotation, cellular component: cytoplasm.
UGCGGAAUUCGGGGAGGGUGCGCGCGCUAGGGCGGUCGGAGGGAGGUCCGGCUCACAGGUCCUGAUUGGGAAGAAGUCGGCAGGUCCUGGCAGGGGAGAGCUGUGGUCGUGACAACUCGGGGUAUAGGCGACUUUAACGGGAUGGAGUCGCGGGUCGCGGACGCCCAGGCUGGCGAGGCUGAGCGAGCUGUGGGUGAAGGCCCAGCAAGCGGCGGCGCCUCUCGCGGGCUUCAAGUCUCGGAGCCCUUGGGAGCCGCCCGCUGGAAGCUCCUGCGGCAGGUUCUGAAGCAGAAGCACCUGGAUGAUUGCCUGCGACAUGUAUCUGUAAGAAGAUUUGAAUCAUUUAAUCUGUUUUCAGUAACAGAAGCCAAAAAAAGGGCAGCUGACGAGGAAGUUGGUGCGUGGGUCCAAUACACAAGUGUCUUCUAUCCUGAGUACAGUAUUUCUUUAAGGCAUAAUAAUGGAUCUUUGAAUGUUGAAGAUGUUCUUACCAGCUUUGACAAUACAGGAAAUGUUUGCAUCUGGCCAUCUGAAGAGGUUUUGGCUUACUACUGCCUCAAGCACAGUAAUGCAUUCAGGGACCUUGCUGUGUGUGAGCUAGGGGGUGGCAUGACAUGCUUGGCUGGGCUCAUGGUUGCUAUUUCUGCAGAUGUCAAAGAAGUUCUGUUAACUGAUGGGAAUGAAAAGGCCAUCAGAAACGUGGGAGACAUCAUCACAAGGAAUCAGAAGGCUGGUGCAUUUAAAACUCGGAAAAUAUCAAGCUGCGUUUUACGAUGGGAUAAUGAGACAGAUGUCUCUCAGCUGGAAGGACAUUUUGACAUUGUUAUGUGUGCUGACUGCCUGUUUCUGGACCAGUACAGAGCCAGCCUUGUUGAUGCAAUAAAGAGAUUACUCCAGCCCAGAGGGAAAGCAAUGGUAUUCGCCCCACGCCGAGGGAAUACUUUAAACCAGUUUUGCAAUCUAGCUGAAAAAGCUGAUUUCUCUAUCCAAAGACAUGAAAAUUAUGAUGAACACAUUUCAAACUUCCACUCCAAGUUGAAAAAGGAAAACCAGGACGUCUAUGAAGAAAACCUUCAUUACCCACUUCUGCUUAUCUUAACCAAAAAUGGAUAGAAGAUUAAGCUGCUGAAAAGACGAAAACACCAAGUACACAGGGCAUAUUUUCACAAAAACAGAAACCUGUGAUGGGCGUGAUAUGCAGCAAGCCGCUGGCUCCCUGAGAUCCGUGAGCCCCCACCACUUCCGCCACAUUCCACAUGUGGGUUAUGGGGUCCACCUGUCCUCACAUCAUUCCCAGCCCUCCUGGACUCCUUUCUUCGUCUGCUCUCUGGGACCAAACCUUUGUUCGCCUUUAAAUAUCUACAAACAGCCUGAGAUUUGAAUUGGACUUAGGAGAAACCUAAAUCUUUUUCCUCCUAAUUGAGACAGAAUUUCUUUUGGUGAUUCCCACCACCCCCCUUUUCAAAAAAGAUCUUGGUCUUUGUUCUAUUUUGGUGGUGGUACUUUUUCAUCUGUAAACACAGCAAACGUCACGAUUCUUUCCUGGUUAAAAAAAUAAAUAAAGCAUAUCUUUCUCAUCUCCCUCAAA